UAUGCGUGGCUGGGGGGCGCCGGGCAGAGUCCCACUCGAUUAUCCGGGGUCUUAUAACAGGRCAGAGCGGCUCCCAGCCUGCCGCCAUGGACGUAUACCCCGUGCACCAGCUAGGGCUGCCCCGCUCACGGUUCCCCGGCAGCUCCGGCCGCGGGUCGCCCUCCGUCAGCUGUAGCCGACUCCGCCAGAUACAGAGCAUCCUAACCCAGAGCAGCAAGUCUCGGCCUGAUGGGAUCCUGUGCAUCCUAGGAAUUGAUAGCAGGUACAAUGAAGGCUGCAGAGAGCUGGCAAAUUAUCUUCUGUUUGGUUUAUACAAUCAGAAUAUCAGUGAUUUUGAGAAAACGGGAUUUUCUGAAGAAGUUCUCGAUGAUGUAAUUAUAUUGAUUAAAUCAGACAGUGUCCAUCUGUACUGUAAUCCUAUCAACUAUCGUUAUCUMUUACCCUAUGUGGCACAUUGGAGAAAUCUGCAUUUCCACUGCAUGACUGAAAACGAGUAUGAAGAUGAGGAAGCUGCAGAAGAAUUUAAAAUUUCCAGCUUUGUAGACAUGGUUCGAGACUGUAGUAGAAUUGGCAUUCCUUACAGCUCCCAAGGUCACUUGCAGAUAUUUGAUAUGUUUGUGGUGGAAAAAUGGCCAAUUGUACAGGCCUUUGCACUGGAGGGCAUUGGAGGGGAUGGAUUUUUUACCAUGAAAUAUGAGUUGCAGGAUGUGAGUUUGAAUCUCUGGAAUGUCUACAGCAAGAUGGAUCCUGUGUCUCUGGAGAAUUUGCUAUCAGAAGAUUUGGUUGCUUUUGAACAUCAGUGGACUAGCUUCUUCGCUAAUUUUGAUACAGAAAUUCCUUUCCUGCUAGAACUUUCAGAAUCUCAAGCAGGCGAGCCAUUCAGAAGUUACUUCAGUCAUGGAAUGAUCUCCAGCCAUAUAACUGAAAACAGCCCUAAUCGGCAGCCAUUUGUACUCUUUGGUAAUCACUCAACUCGAGAAAAYCUGAAUGCUGGAAACUUUAACUUCCCUUCUGAAGGGCACUUGGUACGCAACACUGGUCCUGGUGGGAGCUUUGCUAAACACAUGGUAGCACAGUGUGUCUCACCAAAAGGACCUCUUGCAUGUUCAAGGACCUACUUUUUUGGAGCUACUCACAUUCCUUACUUGGGUGGCAGUGACAAGCUGCCCAAGAAAACUGAACAAAUUAGGCUCUUGUCCCAGAUAUAUGCUGCUGUUAUUGAGGCUGUUUUGGCUGGCAUUGCAUGUUAUGCUAAAGCUUCCAGUCUAACAAAGGCCAAAGAGGUAGCAGAGCAGACUCUGGUAUCUAAGUUAGAUUCCUUUGAGCUGGUUCAGUUUAAGACAGCCCUAUGCUCCAAGAUGGCUUUUCAUAUACAUGCUGUGAAUAAUCAAGGAAGAAUUGUGCCUCUGGAGGGUGAAGAUAGUUUAUCCUUUGUGAAAACGGCUUGUAUGACUGUCUAUGAUAUUCCUGAUUUGCUGGGAGGAAGAGGGUGCUUAGGAUCUGUGGUCUUCUCAGAAUCAUUUUUGACAUCUCAGAUCUUAGUUAAAGAAAAGGAUGGCACUGUUAUCACAGAGACCAGCUGCAUAGUCCUGACAGCUGCCAUACCCAGAUUCUGCUCCUGGCUGGUAGAAGAUGAUGAAGUAAAAUUGUCUGAGAAAACCCAGCAAGCAGUGAGGGGAGAUGAGUGUUUCCUGGGYACUUUUCUAACAGGAGGAGAAGGAGCAUAUCUUUAUUCCAGCAAUUUACAGUCCUGGCCUGAAGAAGGAAACUUGCAUUUCUUCUCUAGUGGCCUUCUGUUUUCUCACCGUCAUCAUGGAAGUAUCAUCAUUUCCAAGGAUCACAUGAAUUCCCUUUCCUUCUAUGAUGGGGAUUCUACCAGUGUUGUGGCUGCCCUUUUUAUCAACUUCAGAAGCUCAUUGCUUCCUCAUCUCCCAGUUCAUUUCCAUGGAUCAAGCAACUUUCUGAUGAUUGCUCUUUUCCCCAAAUCAAAGAUAUAUCAAGCAUUUUACUCAGAGGUCUUCUCCCCCUGGCAACAGCAGGAUAAUUCAGGGCUCUCUUUAAAAGUGAUCCAGGAAGAUGGAUUAUCUGUGGAACAAAAGAAAUUGCACUCUAGUGCACAGAAACUCUUUCGUGCCCUGAACCAUCCUGCUGGGGAGAAUUGGAGUUCUUCAAAGCUGCUCUCAGCUAAACUCCCAGAGCUGGACUGGUUUCUUCAGCAUUUCGCUGUCAGCAGCAUUAGUCGGGAGCCUGUGAUGCGGAUCCAUCUUCCGAUCCUGCUGCAGCAAGCUGAAAUCAGCCCUCCUCACAGAGUAGAAAAUGACAAGGUAAUUAUCAGCAUUGUAACUGGCCUGCCAGGCUGUCAUGCUAGUGAGCUCUGUGCUUUUCUGGUCACCCUGCAUAAGGAAUAUGGCAGGUGGAUGGUGUACCGCCAAAUCAUGGAUAGCUCUGAAUGUUUUCAUGCUGCCCACUUCCAGAAAUACCUUUCUAGUGCCCUGGAGGCCCAACAGAAUCGCUCUGCCCGUCAAUCAGCCUACAUCUGCAAGAAGACCAGACUGCUGGUAGUGUUACAAGGCUACACGGAUAUAAUUGAUGUCAUCCAGGCCCUGCAGACCCACCCAGACUCAAAUGUCAAGUCCUUCUUCACCAUUGGUGCCAUCACGGUUUGCAUGGAGCCCCUGAGCUGCUACAUGGAGCACAGGUUUCUCUUCCCUAAGUGUCUUGACCAGUGUUCACAAGGCCUGGUGAAUAAUGUGGUGUUCACCAGUCACACCACGGAACAGAGGCACCCCCUCCUUGUUCAGUUACAGAGUCUCAUCAGGGCUGCCAAUCCUACCACAGCCUUCAUUCUUGCAGAAAAUGGCAUUGUCACCAGGAAUGAAGACAUUGAACUGAUUCUCUCAGAAAAUAGUUUUUCAAGUCCUCAGAUGCUGCGAUCCCGAUAUUUAAUGUACCCUGGCUGGUAUGAAGGUAAAUUCAAUUCUGGAUCAGUCUUCCCACUGAUGGUUCAGAUCUGCGUAUGGUUUGGCCGUCCCUUGGAGAAAACUCGCUUUGUGGCCAAGUGUAAAGCAAUUCAGUCCUCCAUCAAGCCAAGUCCCUUCUCUGGAAACAUCUACCACAUCCUGGGCAAAGUGAAGUUUUCAGACUCUGAAAGGACCAUGGAGGUCUGCCACAACACUCUGGCCAACUCCCUGAGCAUCAUGCCAGUUUUGGAUGGACCCACACCACCUCCUGACUCAAGAAGUACACCUCAAGACAGCAAUGGGCAACAAGAGUGCUACCUGGUAUUCAUUGGCUGCUCCCUGAAGGAAGAUAGUCUCAAGGACUGGCUACGGCAGUCAGCUAAGCAGAAGCCUCAGAGAAAAGCUCUGAAGACCAGGGGAAUGCUGACUCAGCAGGAGAUCAGGAACAUCCAUGUAAAGCGCCACCUGGACCCACUACCUGCAGGCUAUUUUUACAAUGGUACUCAGUUUGUUAACUUCUUUGGUGACAAGACUGAUUUUCACCCACUCAUGGACCAGUUCAUGAAUGACUAUGUAGAAGAAGCAAACCGGGAAAUUGAGAGGUACAACCGGGAGCUGGAGCAGCAGGAGUACCAUGACCUCUUUGAGCAGAAGUCCUAGAGGAAGCUGGGUCCAUAUACCCACCAGAGAUGGACAAAUGGGGUGUCUAACCCCAGCUCUCCCAGGCACCCUCCUGGAGGGGCUGUCUUUGUCCUUUUUGACUUUUGUGUGCUGCUGGAGUACAUGUUGUCAUUUUUCUCUCUACAGCGCUGAAAGGCAUCACCUGCACCACUGAUUGRGGGGUGGGGGUGGGGAUCCUCAAGGAUGAGCAGACAGGACUGCCCAUUGUGUGCAGCUGUCAGUCCAGGCCCUCUGGGUCUCUGGUAACAGUAGAUUUUUUGAGCUGCUGAGGUACCAUGUGAAGGGAGAAGCAUUUGCAUUGCACAAAGGAACUGCCAGGACUUAGAAGGAACCCUGGCUGCCCCAUCAUGGCAGUGCCUGGGGAAUAAGACCACUCCAGGCCUCAGGCCUCAGAUACUACCCCAGGACCCUCAUCCCCAGUGGGGCUUGCUGCUUCUGCUUAGGGCCUUUCAUUAAAGGAGCUGGCCCUAUUGGCCCUAGGCCUGGUCUAUGGGGGAGCAGCACAAGCCCUGCCCAAGCCAACCCACAGAGCCAGCUAAGAUCCAUAGCAUGUUCGAAAAUGAGGGGAUUUCCCUUGUGGACUAAACUGAGAAAAAGGCAUGUUUUCUAGAAGUGUGUGGCUCUUCAGUUGACAUCAGCAGUCCCCUUGUGAUUCAUUCUGAGCUCUCCUGUGGUAUCACUUGUGUCCCAAAUUCAGGGACAAGACCAAACCUGUGGCCCAAGGCCUAUUGACACUGGUUUUCUAUCAAGGGGAGCAUCCUGCAAGUAGUUAGUCUUAGGCUCAGGGAAGGUCUGCUUUUCAACCACAAACUUCAGAAAACUCAUGCCCUCACCCCCCAACCAUUGUUUCUUAACCCUGGGUUUUCUUGGCUCCAAUGGAUCAGAAAUGUCAAAAGAGUUCUAAUAUGCAAGUUAGAAUUCCUUCCAGUGGCUUUGUUUUCAGAUGGACCAUAAAGCAAAGGGGAAUUAAAUUGUGUUCCAUGUCUGACCUUCAUAGUUAGUGUGGGGGACAGGAGAUCACAGGCACUGAUAUUAAGGUGAUAUCUAUUAGGAUUUCAGCACCUCAGCUGCCUAGGUUGUAAAUGUUUUCUGAAUUUCAUGUUCUUUUGCAUGCCUUAGAAAGAAGCACAUAGGUGAAACCAGCAUAGUUUCCUGUAAUGUAGAGGGGGUUUUGGGAAAGACCCUUGUUGCAGAGGAUGGAGCCAGGAUGGAGCACAUGGARUCUGUGUGCAUAGUCACACAGCAUCCUGCAAUGCAAGUAACAAAGCAGUUAUCAAGGGCUCGUCAGUAAAAUAUACGUAUAUUAGAGAAAAACAAUUUAUGUUUGAAAUCAAAUGAAUAAAAUUACAAAUACCAUUGAAUGAGAAAUCUUGCAUUAAGAAAGGCUCCUGAAAUUCAGAUCCAUGUGCUUCAGUCCUAGCUCCAAAAGCCACUGGUGACAAUGGCUUCUCUGUGGAGCCCAAGUCUGGGAGCCCUGACUUCUGGCUGGCCAGAGUUCAGGGCCACAAAUGGCCUGCCUCUGCUUCAAAAUCAAUAACAUAGAUCUUAAGUGCAAUUGAUUAAUAAGCAAUGAGUUACUGUAGCUUCCUUUAGCUCUACCGAGCUCUUUUUAAAAACUCAAACUUGAGCAGCCUUAGA
This is a messenger RNA of Urocitellus parryii (Arctic ground squirrel), 5279 nucleotides long. RefSeq names its product dynein axonemal assembly factor 9 (gene Dnaaf9). The record is from RefSeq and is a predicted model, not a curated record. NCBI's taxonomy places the organism in Eukaryota, Metazoa, Chordata, Mammalia, Rodentia, Sciuridae.